AAAUGGUACAAAAUUAGGGUGUUAACUUACGUAUUGUAUAAUUUAAAGCCAUUCCCUAAAAUUUUGUAGAGGGAGUAAAAAGAUACAUGCGUAGAAUAUAACGUGUUCCUGGUAGUAUUUAAUGAUACAUAGCUCUACAAUUAAAUCACUAGUCUCUUCAGUUUCAGUAGGUAUCACUUACUCUCAAGGAAAAGAAAAUCAAAGAUGACUUACCUGAUUUUAUUCUCUUUAAUGUGUGUUUUGGUUGUAGUUAACAGUUACACUGCAAGGAAGAAUGUUCCUAACGUUAAUGGUAAAUGUGACAUUAACGGGGUGUUAGUAAAAUCUGGGGAUACUUACUAUGAAGAGGAUGCAUGUGAAGCAUGGAUAUGCAGUGCAUCAUCAAGUCCUACAGCAUAUAAAAUGUUAGAUGAUGGAUCUGUUCAGCCUGUUUACAACAAAAAGGCACAAGUCGAAAUAUUAGGAUGUGGUGUAGCUACAGUAGAAAAGAAUGGAAAAACAUGUCACGUUGAAAAAACUACAGGGAUAUAUCCUGAAUGUUGCAACGGGCCAGAAGUUUGUCCUUAAGAAAUUAUAUUUUGUAAUGAUUUUUUUUAAGAAUAAAUUCUUUAUUGAAGUAAA
Messenger RNA from Centruroides sculpturatus (bark scorpion), 621 nucleotides. RefSeq names its product toxin-like protein 14. The coding region runs from base 205 to 567 and encodes 120 amino acids. The record is from RefSeq and is a predicted model, not a curated record. NCBI's taxonomy places the organism in Eukaryota, Metazoa, Arthropoda, Arachnida, Scorpiones, Buthidae. The transcript has 4 exons.